Bubalus bubalis (water buffalo) is the source of this 3343-nucleotide messenger RNA. It is a transcript of the gene FIZ1, whose product is annotated as FLT3 interacting zinc finger 1. The record is from RefSeq and is a predicted model, not a curated record. Gene Ontology annotation, biological process: regulation of transcription by RNA polymerase II. Gene Ontology annotation, molecular function: RNA polymerase II transcription regulatory region sequence-specific DNA binding; DNA-binding transcription factor activity, RNA polymerase II-specific. Bases 764 to 2263 code for a protein of 499 amino acids. Gene Ontology annotation, cellular component: nucleus. The transcript has 3 exons. NCBI's taxonomy places the organism in Eukaryota, Metazoa, Chordata, Mammalia, Artiodactyla, Bovidae.
CGGCUCUCCGGGCCUGGGUCCCCGAGCUGACUGGGGAGGGGGGCCAGCCCCGCGGGCGACUGGGUGGGGAGGAGGCGGGGCUUAGCGGCGCCGGGGCGGAGCGAUAGCUACGAGGAGGCUGAGUGGGCGUGGCUUGGGGAGUGGGCGGGACUGUGGUCGAAGUGGGAGGAGCUUGGGCAAGGGGCGAGGUUUGACGAAGGGGCGUGGCUCCGGGAGACUGGUAGGCGGGCCCUAGGUUGAAGGGUCCCCACUGAGGCUGAGUGGGGAAAAGGGUUCAGUGUGGAGGUGGGAGGAGCUAGAAGAAGGGGUGGAGUUUGUCGAGGGAUGAAGCUUUCAGAAAGUGAUGGGCAUAGUGGAGGAGGGUGGGGUUUAAGCGUGUAAUUUGGGGGCGUCUUUAGUGGAAAUAGCAAGUCUUUAUAACUGCAGGUGAAAUGACUUAGAGAAGAUGGGGAGAGUGUCAGAGAGGAACGGCUGAGGUGGCAAGAGAGGGAGAGUGAUGUGGCCUUGGAAAGAAAGGGGUUUACAUAAAGCCUGAGCUUAAGGAAAAAGCAGGAUUUAGGAGGUGGAUCUUGGAGAAGAGAUGGGGACUUCAAGAGGAAGCUCGGAGGAAUUUAGCAGACAGCAAUUAAUCAAAACAGCUUAGCUGUUGAAUCUUUACUGUGCGGUCAGUAAGCACGUGGCGCGUGUGGCCACAAUUUUGCUUAGUCCUCACCACCUCCUGAGAGAGAGCCCCCACCCGCCACUGCCCUUGCACCGCGCCGCCAUGGAUGACGCGCCACUGCCAGCGCCCCCGCUCCCCGCCCGGGCCCCGGCCCCGGGCCCGGCUCCGCCCGCUGCUGCCCCCCGCGUCCCGUUUCACUGCAGUGAGUGUGGCAAGAGCUUUCGCUACCGCUCGGAUCUGCGGCGCCACUUCGCUCGGCACACUGCGCUCAAACCCCACGCGUGUCCGCGCUGUGGCAAGGGCUUCAAGCACAGCUUCAACCUGGCCAACCACCUGCGCUCGCACACCGGCGAGCGACCCUACCGCUGCUCCGCCUGCCCCAAGGGGUUCCGAGACUCCACCGGCCUGCUGCAUCACCAGGUCGUCCACACUGGUGAGAAGCCCUACUGCUGCCUCGUCUGUGAGCUCCGCUUCUCCUCGCGCUCCAGCCUGGGCCGCCACCUCAAGCGCCAGCAUCGUGGGGCGCUCCCGUCCCCGCUGCAGCCCGGCGCAGGCCUGCCAGCCCUGAGCGCGCCCUGCUCGGUCUGCUGCAACGUGGGGCCCUGCUCAGUGUGCGGGGGCUCAGGGGCGGGCGGGGGCGGCGCCGGCGGCGAGGGUCCAGAGGGGGCAGGUGCUGGCGCGGGGGGCUGGGGGCUAGCCGAGGCCGCGGCGGCCGCAGCGGCGGCCUCCCUGCCCCCGUUCGCUUGUGGCGCGUGCGCUCGGCGCUUCGACCAGGGCCGUGAGUUGGCGGCCCACUGGGCGGCGCACACCGACGUGAAGCCCUUCAAGUGCCCUCGCUGCGAGCGCGACUUCAACGCGCCCGCGCUGCUGGAGCGACACAAGCUGACCCACGACCUGCAGGGCCCCGGCGCGCCCCCGGCGCAGGCCUGGGCCCCCGGGGCCGCCGGCGAGGGCGGCGAGGCUCAGCCAGCCUGGGACGGCGGGCUGCUCCUGGGCCGCGCCGGGGGCGGCGUGCCUGAGCUGGGGGUGCUGCUCCCCGAGGGCGGCGGCGAGGCGCCCGCGGAGCCGUCGGAAGACACGCUGUACCAGUGCGACUGCGGGACCUUCUUCGCGUCGGCGGCGGCGCUGGCCAGCCACCUGGAGGCGCACUCGGGCCCCGCGGCCUACGGCUGCGGCCACUGCGGGGCGCUGUACGCGGCGCUGGCGGCCCUGGAGGAGCACCGGCGCGCCAGCCACGGCGAGGGCGCAGGCGCAGGCGCGGGCAGCGCAGAGGCGGUGGCAGCGCCCGCCCGCGAGGGGGAGUCUCCGUCCGGGGAGCCCGCGUCUGCCUCAGGCCGCGGCAAGAAGAUCUUUGGCUGCUCCGAGUGCGAGAAGCUGUUCCGCUCGCCGCGCGACCUGGAGCGGCACGUGCUGGUGCACACGGGCGAGAAGCCGUUCCCGUGCCUGGAGUGCGGCAAGUUCUUCCGUCACGAGUGCUACCUCAAACGCCACCGGCUGCUGCACGGCGCCGAGCGGCCCUUCCCCUGCCAUGUCUGCGGCAAGGGCUUCAUCACGCUCAGCAACCUCUCCAGACACCUGAAGCUGCACCGGGGCAUGGACUGACGCGGCCGGGCCUGCGCCCCGCUGUCCGACCUCCCCUCCCCGGCGGGCUGGACUCAAGGCCCGGGCCCCGGGAACCUAGGGACCACGAGGGAGGUCCCCCACUGGCCCUCCAGAGCCAGGCACGGGCCCUGGGAAGAGGGGACCCUGGCUGGAGGACAGGGGACCACCCAGAACCUGCACGGGCCCCUGAGCUGGUGGGCGGCAAGACUAACCUCAAGGGUCCGGGAUCUAUAGAGAGACUCCUAACCUCGAGGCCCCUGGAACACGUGCUCAGCACCCCCAAGUCAAUUGGCCUCUAAUAUGUGGGGACCUGGGGAUGACAAAGGGGUCUCCACAAGUCCUUCUCCUCUUGAGGGCCCUAAUAAUAAAAGAUGGGCACCCCCUUCCCCACCCCAGGGAAGACUGCCCCUCUUCCUAAGAGCCAUCAUUCCAACCACCUAGAUCUGGAGAAUGGGGGCAACCAUGUCCCCGGAUUUCCCUGGAUCCCCCCAAAUGCUACCCACCAGGAGUCACUGGUGCCCCCAGAUAACAGAUAUAGCCGGAAUCUGCCUCCUCCCCUGUCACUUAUACCCUGUGUGGAAAGAGGACCAGGGUAGUUGCCCGGUCUCGCUCCCCUACUGCGGAAUGGAUGGACCCUAAUGAUCUUCCCCGCCCCUCAAAACUUAGAAUAGGCUGGUUCAGAAUCCGACACCCCCCGCCCCCCAUAGGAUGGACUGAUUCGGAUGCACAUAGACUCCACCCCCUGUCCACUGGAAUGGGCGGGUGCGGGUUGCAGCCUGCACCCCACCUCCUCAGAGUGAAUACGGCAGACAUUCCUCCCCUCCCUCCAGCGUGGGGGCCAGUCCACGUCAUUCCCCGCUCUGUGAGCUCAAGAGUGGGGCGUGGGAUUCACCGGGAUAUCCCUCGCUCUGCUGUAGCACCUGUCUUUCCAUCUCUGUCAGUUUGUCUGUGUUCUUCCCAGCGCCAAGGGGAAGGGGGGUUUGGCUGGGGGCGGGGUGUCCCCUGUGAGCCUUGACCUCGCCCCCUCGCCCCACUCCGUAGCUUCUCCUGGACCCCAAUAAACGCUGUCCUUUCAGCCUC